AGAGAGAGACAGAGCAUGAACGGGGGAGGGUCAGAGAGAGGGAGACACAGAAUCUGAAACAGGCUCCAGGCUCUGAGCUGUCAGCACAGAGCCUGACUUGGGGCUCGAACUCACGGACCGUGAGAUCAUGACCUGAGCCGAAGUCGGCCGCUUAACCGGCCGCUUAACCGAGCCACCCAGGCGCCCCCCAGUUUGCAUUUUGACCAACAGUGCAUGAGGGUUCUUUUUGCUCUAUAUCCUCCCUAACACUUGUUGUUUCUUGUGCUUUAAUUUUAGCCAUUCUGACAGUUGUGAGGUGCUAUCUCACUGUGGUUUUGAUUUGCAUUUCCCUGAUGAUUAGUGAUGCUGAGCAUCUUUUCAUGUCUGUUGGCAGUUCCUUUGCCCAUUUUUGAAUUGGGUUGCAUUUGUAUGUAUGUAUAUGAGUUGAAAAUAUUUUCUCCUAUAGAUUGUCUUUUAACUCUCUUGAUUGUGUCCUUUGAUAUAUACAAGUUUUAAAUUAUGAUUAAGUCCAGUUUAUCUAUUUUUUCUUGGGUCGCUUGUGCUUUUUGGUGUGAUAUCCAAGAAAUUAUUGCCAAAUCCAAUAUCAUGAAGAUUUUCCCCAGUGUUUUCCUGUAAGAGUUUUAUAGAUUUAGGUCUUUGCAUUUAGGUCUUUGAUCCACUCAAGUUAGCUUUUGUAUAUGGUGUAAUGUAAAUAGUAAUGUGUUUUUAAUUUUAAAUUCCAGUUGUUCAUUACUGGUGUGUAUGAAUGUGACUGACUUUUUUUACACUAACCUUGUAUCCUGAAGCCUUAUUACAAUUGCUUAUCAGUCCCAGGAGGUUUUUUUAAUAGAUUCUUUAGGAUUGCUACAUAGAUGGUUAUGUCAUCUGUGAACAAAGACAGUUUUAUCUUUUUUCCUUCCAACCUGUAUAUCUUAUCUUAUCUUAUCUUAUCUUAUCUUAUCUUAUCUUAUCUUAUCUUAUCUUAUCUUAUCUAUUAGCUAGGACUUAUAGUAUGAUGUUAAAAUGCAGUAGUGAGGGAGCACCUGGGUGGGCUCAGCCAGUUAGGGAUCUAACUCUUCAUUUUGGCUCAGGUCAUGAUCUCACAGUGGUGAGAUGGAGCCCUGUGUUGGGCUCUAUGCUGAGUGCGGAGCCUGCUUGGGAUUCUCUCUCUCCCUCUCUCUUUGUUCCUCCCCUGCUCGUGCUUUCUCUUUCUCUCAAAAUAAAUAAACAAACAUUAAAAAAAAAGAAAAGAAAAGCAGUAGAGAGAAGGUACAUCCGUACCAUUUUCCUAAUCUUAACCAGAAAGCUUUGAGUUUUUCACCAUUAACAUAAUGUUUGCUGUAGGGUUUUGGUUUUUUUUUUAAAGAUUAAAAAAAUUUUUUUUAAUGUUUACUUUUGAAGUAGAGACAGAGUGUGAGCAGGGGCAGGGGCAGAGAGAGGGGGAGACACAGAAUUUGAGGCAGGCUCCAGGCUCUGAGCUGUCAGCACAAAGCCUGACAUGGGCCCGAACUCAUAAACUGCUAGAUCAUGACCUGACCGUCUGACAUUUAACUGAUUGAGCCACCCAGGUACCUCUGAUAUUUAAUUUCUAAUGAUGAUCAGAGAAAAUGAUGUACAUGAUGUCUACCUUUUAGAGUAUACUUAGAUUUUGUUUUGACCUAAUACAUGGUCUUUUUUUUUUUUUUUUUUUUUUUUGGCCAAUGUGUUUGAAACAAGUAUUAAUUCUCUGUUUUAUGUGUUUGUUUGCAUAAAGUUCUAUAUGUGUCUUUUCAUUUCUAUCUUCUAUCUUAUUUAGAAAUUCUCUAUAUUUCCAUGUUACAAAUAAAAUUAUCAUUUUUUAAUCUUAUGAUUUUACUACUUAUAUUUAAAUAUUUGAUCUAUCUGGAAUUCAUCAUUCAGUUGUACCAGCAAUAUUUAUUAUGUAUUUAAUAUUUUUCUCACUGAUUGGAAAAUUUACUGAAUUUUCCUAAGUGUUUUGGUAUGUUUCAAGGUCUGUUUUCUUAGGUCUGUUUAAUCUGUUGCCUUGAUUUGUCUGUUCAUAUACUAGUACACACUGUUAUAAUAACUUAAUCAUUGCAACUUUAUUUUAAUAUCUGGUUAGUCUAGUUCUCUAUCAUUAUUCUUCCUUUUCAGAAUUGUCUCGGUGUUUCUUCCUUAUUUUUUAUGUGAGAUUUAUCUAUUUUUAAAACUUUUUUAUUUUAAUUAGGCUCCAAAUCCAGUAUGGGGCUUGAAAUCACAACCCUGGGAUCAAGAGUUGCAUGCUUUACUGACUGAGCCAGCCAGGUACCCCUUUAGGUGACUUUUAGAAUCAAUCAGCUUGUCAGUUUCCUAAAGCAUACUAUUGCCAUUUUUACUGAGGUUCGAGAGAAUUUAUAGAUUUAGGGAGAAUUAAUGUCUUCAUGGUAUUGAAUCUUUUAUGUAAGUACAUUCCAUACCUUUAUUUUGUAUUUCUUCAAGUAUUUUGCGCCCCUCGGUAGACAUCAGAAAUUUUUUAGCUUGCACAUUUUCUGCAACGUUUAUUCUUAGUUUUUUCUCUUUUCUAUUGCAAUUGUAAAUUGGAGCUCUCCUUCCAUUAUAUCUUCUGUUUGUUGUUUGCAUAUGAGGACUACUAAAUUUUGCAUAUUAAUUUUGAUGCAGCCAACAUACUGAAUUAAAAACAAUUUUUUUAAUGCUUAUUCAUUUUUGAGACACAGAGACAGAGCACAAGUGGGGGAGGGGCAGAAGGAGAGGGAGACACAGAAUCCAAAGCAGGCUCCAGGCUCUGAGCUGUCAGCACAGAGUCCAACACGGGGCUUGAACUCAUGAACUAUGAGAUCAUGACCUGAGUGGAAACCAACUGAGCCACCUAGGCUCCCCUAACAUACUGAAUUAUUAAUGUUUGUGAUAGAUUUUCAGUUGAUUUGUUUUGGUUUUCCAGGUUUAUAAUCAUGUCAGCUAUAAAUGAUGAUAUGUUUAUUUAUUUCUUAUUUUUAUACCUCACUUUUUCUCAACCAGCUGCAAUGACUAAUACUUCCUAAAAUAUUAAUAGUGAUAUUUGUCAUCUUUGUCUUGUUCCUGACUUUAAUGGGAAUGCUUGUAGUGUUUCCUAAUUAAUAUGAUUUGGAGGCUGAAAUAAAUAUAUUUUAUUCUAUUAGAUCUUUAAAAUAUUAACAAAAAUCUUCUAUUUUCUUAAGAAUUAUUUUUAUGAAGAAUGGAUGUUGAAUUUUACCACAUGUCUUCUCAGAAUCUAUGGUAUGAUGGUUACUUUUAUGUGUCAACUUGACAGGGCCACCAAGUACCCAGAUAUUUGGUUAAACAUUAUUCUGGGUGUGUCCGUGAGAGUGUUUUUGGAUGAGAUUAACAUUUGAAUCAGUAGAUGUAAGUAAAAUAGAUUGCCCUCCCUAAUGUGGGUGGCCCUCAUUGAAACAUUUGAAGAUCUGAAUAGAAUAAAAAGGCUGACCUUCUUAUAAUUAAGAGGGGAACCCUUCCUGCCUGACUACUUGAGUUGGGACAUUGGUCUUUUUCUUGCUUUUGGAUUGGAACCAAAAUAUUCUUGGGCCUUGAGACUGCCAGCUUUUGGAUUGGAACUUAUAUCGUUGGCCCUCCUGGAUCUCAGGCCUUCGGACUUGGACUGGAACUACACCAUUGUCUCUCCUGGGUCUCCAGCUUGCUGACUGCAGAUCUUAGAACUUCUCAGCUUCCAUUAUCAUGUGCGCCAUCGAGCUUCUGGCCAGGUGAUGGCUCUUAAGAUGAACACAUUGAGCAGUAACCGGGCAAACAUGCUGAAAGAAGUUCAGCUUAUGAAUAGACUCUCCCAUCCCAACAUCCUUAGGUUCAUGGGUGUGUGUGUACAUCAAGGACAAUUGCAUGCACUUACAGAGUAUAUCAACUCUGGAAACCUGGAACAAUUACUAGACAGUAACCUGCAUUUGCCCUGGACUGUGAGGGUGAAACUGGCCUAUGACAUAGCAGUGGGCCUCAGCUACCUUCAUUUCAAAGGCAUUUUUCAUCGGGACCUCACAUCUAAGAACUGCCUGAUAAAGAGGGAUGAGAAUGGUUACUCUGCAGUGGUAGCUGACUUUGGCCUGGCUGAGAAGAUUCCUGACGUCAGCAUGGGGAAUGAGAAGCUGGCUGUAGUGGGCUCACCCUUCUGGAUGGCACCUGAGGUUCUCCGAGAUGAGCCCUACAAUGAAAAGGCGGACGUGUUCUCUUAUGGUAUCAUCCUCUGUGAGAUCAUCGCCCGCAUCCAAGCUGAUCCGGACUACCUUCCUCGCACAGAGAACUUCGGAUUAGACUAUGACGCUUUCCAGCAUAUGGUGGGAGACUGUCCCCCAGAAUUUCUGCAGCUCACCUUCAACUGCUGUAAUAUGGACCCCAAACUACGCCCAUCCUUUGCGGAGAUUGGGAAGACCUUGGAGGAAAUUCUGAGCCAUCUACAGGAAGAAGAGCUGGAGACGGACAGGAAGCUGCAGCCCACAGCCAAGGGACUCUUGGAGAAGGGACCUGGUGUAAAGCGACUGAGCUCACUGGAUGACAAGAUCCCUCCCAAGUCCCCACGCCCAAGACGUAAUAUCUGGCUGUCUCGAAGCCAGUCAGACAUCUUUUCCCGUAAGCCCCCACGUACAGUAAACGUCUUGGACCCCUACUAUCAGCCACAACGAGGUGGUACUGUCCGCACCCCCAAAAUCAACCCUUUCAGUGCUCGCCAGGACCUCAAGGGUGGCAAGAUCAAGUUCUUUGACCUGCCCAGCAAGUCUGUCAUCUCCCUGGUAUUUGACCUAGAUGCACCAGGGCCUGGAACUCUGCCUCUGGCUGAUUGGCAGGAGCCCCUGGCCCCACCUGCUCGCCGGUGGCGUUCUUUGCCUGGUUCACCAGAGUUCUUGCAUCAAGAGGCCUGUCCAUUUGUGGGCCGAGAAGAUUCACUAUCUGACGGGCCCCCACCACGCCUCAGUAGUCUCAAGUACAGAGUAAGAGAGAUCCCGCCAUUCCGAGCAUCUGCCCUACCACCUGUUCAGGCCCAUGAAGCCAUGGACUGCUCCAGUCCCCAAGAAGAAAACGGUUUUGGGCCCAGGCCCCAGGGAGCUAGUCCAUGCCUUGCAGGUGCCUCUGAGGAGAUGGAGGUAGAAGAAGAAAGGCCAAGAAGCUUGGCUCCAGUCCCGUUUUCUGUCUCAGGCGUAGGCCUGAAAACCCAGGGAGAACAGGAUGGGUGAGGGGGGCUAGUCCCAGCUCACCUUGGGGGUGGGCCUUCAGUUGAAGCCACUGGGCCCCCUUAUGUACAGCCUUGACCCUUCCCUGUGGCCUACAGAGCAGGCUGGCUAGGCCAAGCCAGGCUCAAUAUGGUGAUUCCAAGUGCCUAACGGCUGUGCAUGAGAGGGGAGAUAGCAGUGAAAGGCUUUCCUACUUAGGGCCAACAGAUGAUACCAAGCUUCUGAAAUCCAGCAAGGAGCUCUGGCUCUCACCCGACUCCCAAUGCACUUCCCCAGACAGGACCAGAGGACUCCUAGUUCUAGUUUGCGCUGGCAGGCAGCUAUUACCCCAGGUUCCUUUCCUACUCCAGGUCUGUCUUUUGCCCUUUCCUGGGGCAUAUAAGCUACUGGAUGGAACCUGGCGCUGACCAGGAAGCCAUAAAGGGCAUGGCUAUUUCUCAGACCUGAAGACUGGGGAGCUUCUUGCCAGUAUGUCUAAGACACUUGAAUAAUUGCUGUUUGCACUUACUGCACAGUCAGACCACAUCACUACAUUUCUAUGCAAGGGGGGGGUGAGGCCGUGUAGUGGUCAUGGCUCUUAGCUAACCUAUUCAAAGGUCUUUUCCAGUUGAUUAAUCUAUUUUCAUAUUUAUGAAGGAGUCUUAAUGUUCUGCCCCAUAAAACUUUCAACCUUGUGGUUGGGAGUGGGGCUGGUUUUGUAGGCCCCAGGGCCUGCUCUAUGUAUUUGUCAACAUGUGACACACCCAACUGGUUAAAUGGUUUAUACACAGACUGAUUUUCUUCCCUUCCUGCUAUGGCUGGAGCUAUGGGAACAGUCUGUCCUUACAGAGCCGCAAUAAGAAAUAACCAAAGAUGAAGCUGGUCAAAUAUUUUCAUAACUUGUUUCUGUUGAUUUUUUGGUAAUACUUUUUCCCAAGACACUUUCAGAUUUAAAAAUAAAUAAAGUUGGUGUUACAGGUGCUA
Molecule: messenger RNA, 6128 nt
Organism: Acinonyx jubatus (cheetah)
Lineage: Eukaryota; Metazoa; Chordata; Mammalia; Carnivora; Felidae
Gene: TESK2
Product: testis associated actin remodelling kinase 2
Exons: 10
Coding region: 3696-5168 (490 amino acids)
Biological process (GO): actin cytoskeleton organization; protein phosphorylation
Cellular component (GO): cytoplasm; nucleus
Molecular function (GO): protein serine/threonine kinase activity; ATP binding
Source: RefSeq, a predicted model, not a curated record